AAGGCAACAAGGAGGCACAGCCAGUAGCUCCCAGGCAGUGAGACCGCGCGUAACGAUGUAUAACCGGCAUCCGUGCGUCCCACGACGUUAUGUCAUAGAUGACAAUCCUUCGACGUGAAAUUUUUAAUACGUCUUUCAUAUUGGAACUGAAGGUCAAGGAUAACGUAUACAAGAGGAUUUGAAAAAGACGUAUUUAGGACCUUUCACGGCAAUUACUUGGGUAUUUAGUACCUGGUAUUAUUCAGUGUCGAGCUAGGUUUCUUUCUAUUACCUACACCGUAGGAAGAAGAAGAGGAAGAAGAGCUUGGGCCGAGGUGAAUUGGUCGAACACAGUGCUGCCAGUUGCAAGCUCUCUCUCUCUCUCUCUCUCUCUCUCUCUCUCUCUUUCUAUCUGUCUGUCCCUCUCUUUCUCUUUCUAUCUAUCUCUAUCUCUCUCGUUCGCUCUCGCUCCAUCUAUCUAUCUCUCUCAGCGGAGUCGACGCCGAAAGCUCGAUGCAAAUCGACGCCGUUGAAUCUCUUCGAUGAAGAUCGACGUUAGCGUCGGUGGUUUUCCUUCUCUCUAUUUCCCCUCUCUGUGUCUACGUGUCACGGUUCGAUAGCCAGAUGAACGUCGCCGACCCCAGCAGCAUCAUCAGCGUUGGCGUGUACCUGGAGAGUAUAGGAAGUACGUCCUCUGAAACGGUCGACCGCUCUGCUGCCGGAUGUCAACGAACUCCUCGUAGAGAAGAAGCUUUCUCGUGCAUAGCAGAGAAAGAGUUGGAUCGUUACGACGAAGCUAAAGCGAUUCCUAAUUUUUUCGAUGGGGACGAUAGUUUCGGCAACACGACGAUACGAUCUUCCUCGAUAUCAUCGCAGCUACGAAAGAGCUGAUUCGAUCAAAAAUCAAUGAUCGGUCAUUGACUUUCGCACAUGCGGCUUUCGAUGUCCCUGAACGCCGAACGAUUGGUACAAGAAGUGUAAAUCGAUGUCCAGCUGACGGAUGCGCGCGAUGCGAUUGGUGAACGAAUGUCAUCGUUCGAAGCUACAAACAAGUACGUUUACCAAGUACGCGAUAUGCGACGAUCUAAACUCUUAUGAUACGUAUUUGAUGCGAUAGAUGUCCUCUGAUAAUAAGAACUCUUCGAGGAAGAUUUCCACGCAAGGUUGUGCAACGUUGAAACUCUGACGGUUGCCGGAUCAAGCAAAGAGACAGGUUCGAAGUGGCUGCAAAAGUGCAUCGGGAAUAGGAACACAGUGCGAUUAUCUUUCGAAGAAAAGAGAGAGAGAGAGAGGGGGGGGGAGAGAAAGAGAAAAAGAAAAAGAAAGAAAGAAAGAGAUUAGACCAGACGCAAGCGAUUUUAAAACAAGGCUAAUAACGGUAGAAUACUGGUGAGUUUUAGUCAACAUUUGCUGGACGAGUGGCGGGGUAACCACCGUUCUUUGCAUGGAGUGAUGAGCGGGGCCCCUGCACGGGGCACAGUGCCCCGACGUCAAAGACGCCAUCAUCAUCAUCAUCACCAUCAUCAUCACCAUCAUCACCAUCAGAAACAUCAAAAACACGCUCGAAAGGAGCCUUCCGAGGAACCGGAAGAGAAACGACCAAAGGUCAACCCGAUAUUCCUCUGGGCCUCUCAAAGAGAACAGAGGAUAGUCGAGGUUAGAUGCGAGGAUUACGACAAGAGAAAUCGUAUAAAAUUAACGAAAACCGCGCAAGGAUGGCGUUCGAUACCGAGAACGACAUCCAACAUGUAUUCCACCGGUCUUGGUACGAAUCAAGAAAAGAAGACGACACCGGCGUGUACGUCUUCGAGUUCGAGCUUGAACGAGGAGAAAGAAAAUGGCGAGGCCGUAAUCGCAACUAUCAGAAAUAAUAAUUUAAUCGAUAAGGAAGCGAUCGGUAAGAAACGCAGGUACGAAGAUUUUUUGAACGACGAGAAAUAUUCGCAGGAUUAUUUCCCAUUGGAUAAUCUCCAAAAUGGAGUCCGAGUUAUGGCGGAAUGGGAGAGGGAUCGAAGAAGAGCCUCUUGUUCGGAGGAGGAUGAGAGCGACGAGGAGGACGACAAUGAAGACGAUGAGAGAAAAAGGGACGACUCCUUCGUGUUGGACACUACGAAGGAUUGUCAAAAGGAGAACGAUAAAAACAAUAUCGAAAAAUUGCAAAAAGACGUACACUAUCAGCCGCGAGUGGUCCUAGAACAUCUCCACUUAUCUCAGCUACCUGAUCAUCACCAUCUAUUAGGAACGAGUGAUAAGAUCAUUGCCGAUGACAAGGAUGCCGGUGAUAGUUACAACGAUGAUGAGAAGGACAGAGAAGAGGACGAAAAUCCGAAUAACGAAAGAGGAAAUGAAGAUAUCGGUGAGGAAGAUGAGGAUGAGGAGGAUGACGAAGACGACGACGACGACGACGACGACGACGACGAUGACGACGACGAUGACGACGACGACGACGAGGAGGAGGAGGAGGAAGAAGAGGAGGAGGUGGAGGAGGAAGCGGAGGAAGAAGAGAUUAAUGACGAUAGCAAAAAAUGUCGAGGAAAUAAGGAGGGUAUUCAAGACAUAUUAAAUAUGAUAGAUGCCACAGCCUCACCCGUUUUAGCAACCGACACGCCCAGUGCCGACUUACCAAUGCACUCCACGAAAACUUUCGAAUUAGUUUUGAGCGAGAACGUAUAUCAAAAGAAGAUUAGCGAUAAGAAGAGCAAAGACUUGGAUCCUGCCUUACCUAGUGCGGUAAAGGGUAAAUCAAGGACAGACUUUAUAUCCAAUUAUCAAAAGGAAAAUGUUGAGAAUAAUGAUAAUAUUAAUGAUUGUGAUCAGUUGGAGGUACACGAGGAAAAGAUACUCGAACGUUGCAAUCCGAGCAUCGACGAAAGAAAGAAUCACGUAUCGAAGGAGCCUACUUUCGCCGCUUGCAAGAAUAAUGUCGAUAUGAAAUCUUGCAAAGUGGUAGAAGCUGACGGUGGUAUCAGUCGUUCCAAGUCCGAAGCAAAUCCUAUUCACAAAUGGAAAAACAGCGUAGCUAUGAACGUAUCCGAAAUAGACGAGGAAGCACCCGACGAACCAACGAAGAUUGAUUACAGUAGCAGUUCAAAGAUUUUGAAAGCUCUCAGAAAUACUCCAGGACUUUCGGUUUCCAUCACGACUGCUCAUCCCCAAGAGGGAACGAAAAAUCUAAUCGCACCUUCCUCCAGGCCGUCUUCGAAAAGUUCUUCGUCGAGCAGAUCCCCCGAUUCUCAAGCAGAAAACGUAGAAAGACUUUUGAAAGGUUCCAUGAUCGAUUACUCGUCAACGAGAUCGUUCGAUGUCCGUGGUCAAGCAUUGAAUUUACCUCGAAAUCUUCCUGGCUUAUCGAUCGUCAUACCGAAUUAUCGUUAUCGCAACGUAUCCAAUUCGCAAUCGACGACGAAUUCGACGUCUCCGAAAACGAAGGACAGGGUGGAAUCGCCAGAAAGUACGGUCAAUUUUCCGAAAGCUGACUUCCCACACGAGGAGGAGGAAGAGAGGGAUCUCGAGGACGACGAAGAUGAUUGCGAUUCUCAAGUCUUAGAGGAUCUUAGAAGACAAAAAGCUGAUUCUUUAGCUUACGAUAGCGUCGAUAGUGGCUGUUUUCGCAGAUCGAAUUCUAGGAAUAAUCAAGACGAUAGAAACACUCCUAUAGAAAGUAUUAAGGAUCGUACGGACAGUGGAUGGAACAGUUCCGGUCGAAGUAGCGAAGCUCAAGCAAAGUGCAAGUAUCAGGACAUGGAACACUUUGACGAGCAGGUCCUCGAGGAACUUAGAUCUCGCGGUACCGUCGUUUCGCCCCAACCUAGUGGUAUCCCAUGUUCGCCUGCCUCCAAAAGGCCUUCCUCGGCGUACUUGGAAAGACUGUUACCUAGCCCACCUUGUUCGGUGUCCUGUUCGGAGGAUGCCAAGAACGAUUUGACUUUAAAGGGUAUCUUAUCGUCUCCAAGUUGUCUGGAGAAUAAAGAUUAUGAUAAGAACAGGGAAACUACGUCGAAUCGAUGCGAGCCUGGAUCCAACGAAUAUAUGACUAAUCGAUCGGACUAUUCCAAAGAUAACGAAAGAUCCAACGGUGGUACGCGUAGAACGGUACGAACCUUCCACGAACAUCCGAACGUUCAGAAUCAAGAGAUAAAGAAUACAGGAAGACCGAUGUCGAGCGGUGAUAUCCAUAGUACUUUCUUCGUAAACGAUCGUACUGCGGUGAAGAAGCCAAUGUCGGCCGAAUGGACGAUUAAUCGGUUAAGAAAACAGGCAGGUUAUCAUAAAAUUUUAGUACGAUCCAGGAUGCAAUCGGCUGAAUAUCAAGAAGCUUACGCGACGUCGACUAGCACUGACAAACUCUUGGACCCAGCCAGUCAACUCAGAGAGCUGAUAGAAACGUCCGGUCACUUAAUACCUGAUCCCCUUUUAGUACCGCGCGAUUAUCUUCCAGCUUUGGCCGCAGCACCGGCUACUGAAAUUCCAAAACUUUUAACCUCGAGACCGGAAUUAAGAUUACCAGAAGCAUUAACGAGGCCGGAUCUAUUAAGAGAUCCAGAUUUAUUAGUGAUAUCUUUGACUCAUCUACAACACGUGCUCGAUCACGGAGAAGGUCCUGUCUCCAGGUCACGACAAUUCCAAUCCAGGAUCGGCAAUGGCGUUAACAAAGGAUCGAGUCACGCUAACAACAACGGUACCAGGAACGGUACGCAAAUAAGGCCCAAGCUUAGUUGCAAGCCUAUCGGCACGCUGAUGCCGGCGCCCAUCGAUCUCUCUAGCAAUCGCCGCUCCAGCCCUUAUCCGCCAUUACUCAGGGUACGAACUGGAUUGCUCAAACAGGAGCCGGAAGUAAGUUCGACAGCGAGUUCGCCGGAUGAUUCGCAACUUUGGCAUCCCCUUUUUGGCAGUCAAAAGAGGCAACAUCAGCAACACCAGCAACAACAUCAGCAACAGCAACAUCAGCAUCAGCAUCAGUAUCAGCAUCAGCUUCCACAUCAAAACUCGCAUCAGAAUCAGAAUCAACAUCAGAAUCAGAAUCAGAAUCAGCAUCAGCAUCAACAUCAGCAUCAGAAUCAUCAUCAGCAUCAGCAUCAGAAUCAUCAUCAGCAUCAGCAUCAACACCAACAUCAGCAUCAACAUCAACAACAUCAGCAUCAGCAUGCCUCUUGGCAUAGGACUACUUUAGCAUCUUGACCGUUACAAUAACCUUGACCAGUAGUCGUCUUAACCAAUAGUUAUCUCAAUGCAUGAGAGAGAUAGAGAGGAAAAAAAAACUUCUUUUCCCUGUUCCACUACAAGGAAAAACUUAUUGUUAGAUUCUAACCCAAAGCGUUAGGAAAUGGUAAGAGAACAUUGGCGUAGGAUCGAUUAUAUACUUAUGUACGCAACUCCAAACGUGCUAAAUCGAUCAAUUGAUCACGAUCUUUGACAUUGUUAAUCUCAGCAGUAAAUUUUGUUCUAUCCGUUGGGACGAUAGUGCAAUAAUAAAUCGCCGUGACGAUAUUCUAGAUGUUUCUUUGUUACCAUUCGAUUGUCCAAUUUUAUUCGAUGUUACGUUAAGAGAUAAAUCGUUUUAUAAGCGUAUUUUAAUAAUCUUUUUAUUGGGGAUCUAUGCAAUGGGUUAUUGUUAAGUUCGAAUUAACAAUUAACAUAUCGUCCUUGUUAUAUUCGUUAUAGAUUUUUUCUAUUGUAUUUACGAUGAUCAAUGGUCGUGUAUCAUUUACUGUGCAAUAACUUCUCCUUCUCUCUAAUUUUUUUCUCUGAAAUUGUCACGGCGACAUUAGAGUGUAUUUCGGUUUCUUAUCAACGUUAUUAUUGGUAAAUGUCGAUCAAGAUUUAACGAUUACGACUGAGUCGAGUUUGCAGAAUGAUAGAAAAGAAACAAAAUUAAUAUUAUAUCUGCGUAUUAACGUUAGAAAAAAAGAUUCUAAUAACGUACGGUUGUUGCAGCAUAACCAUUGAACAGUAUUGAGAAUAUUUGACAAUAAUUUCAAUAUGUAAUCGAUACUCUUUUCUUGAUUAUAUAAGAUAGAAUAUUAUCAUGGGAUGUAAAAUCAAAGUUAAUCGUGUGCCUAUCAUCGUUUCUUAUUGAUUGAAAAGUCUAACUUCGUCGACUAUAAAAUCGCUGUAAAUUCGACUCUGAUUAGUUUUGCGAUCGGGAGAAAGAAAGAAAAAAAAAAAAACGUACGCUAUAACUUUCCAUGAAAAUGAUAAAGAGAGAAAUAUCAUAUUUUAUAACGAAUAUGUAUCUUAUUUUUAAUUAUGUUAUCUUAAAAUAAUAUUUUGUAGACCUCUCUCCUUUAAAGAUUUAUCAUCUAUCUAUAUUUCUGCAGUGAAAAAAAGAAAAAAAAAUGAGAAAAAAAAAGAAAGAAAAAUACCGAUUACGCUCAUACGUUCAUAACUUUAACGCGAUGAGCUUGCGUCAUCCAAUUAUAAACGCUAACUAAGUACACGAUUUGAAUUAUGAGGAGCCAGAAACGCUUGAUUUCUCUCAUAUAUACAUACAUAUGUAAAAGGAAGAAAGAAAAAGGAAAAAAAAAAAAGAGAAAAAACGGAAACGUCAAAAACGUUGACUGUACGCGUCCUAUGACGAAGCUAGGUGCUAUUCGGUAGAUUAAAAAAAAAAGAAAAUAAUUAUAAUAAUAAAAAAAAAAACGGAAGAUAAAAAACAAACAAAAAUAAGUAAAAAGAUAAGACAAGAGUGAAAAAGAAAAUGAAGGAAAUCACGAUUGAAACGUGUAGAUAGUUUUGUUUAGGUAGGUAAAAUAUUUUAUACGAUGUACACACACAAGCAGCAUCAUGUACACACAUGUACGUAUCAUAUAGGUCAAUGAUAUAAAAAAUGCACGGAUACACAAUGCACACGACAAAAAUCGUGAUAGAUUGAAAACAUAUUUCCGUAUCCGUAUGUCCGAUCGAUAAAACGCGUGCGUAAUUAUUAUUACAAUGUAUGCGCGUAUAAAUAUAAAAAAAAAAAGGAAGAGAAGAAAAAGAAAUAGAUAAAACAUUGAAUGUCCGAUUCUGUGUCCAUUAGCCUGCAGGUAACAGGUUGCCGUUAUAUAUGGCAUGAAUGAAAUGAAUGCAAAUGCAGCGCAAUAUGUAUCCUAAACUUACACAAUCCGUAAACCAUAAAUGUCGAAUUCUGAUAUUUUCUAUGUGAUAUUCCAUGUAUAGAAUGUAGGGAUAUUAAGGGAACCUCUCAGCCCUUUUCAUUUUUUUUUCUUUUUUAUUUUUUUUCUUCCUUUCCUUUUUACAUAUUUUUUUUCUUUUCUUUCCUUUAGUAAUCUUCCAAACAACCUCCUUUUGAAAUUCAAUGGUAAUUCAUGUCAUGGCUUCACGUUAACUGCAAUUUUGGACAAAAACUAAUAAGUAUCAUUAAUACCCUUACUACCACGUUAAACUCGUGGGAUGUAUAGAUUUGUACUUGUUUGUUUAAUUUAUUGUUAGGUAGCUGAAACAUGAAUGUUCACGAAUCGCAACGAUGACGAUGAGAUUUGUGAAUAGAAAAAAGAGAAAACUUUUAGAUCAAUCUUGACUGUUUAGCCUUUAGAUUCUAUUAGCAACGUAAGAAUGAUUAAAACAUUAUUUUGUUGAUAUAUAUAUAUAUUAUACGAUAUUAUUGAUUAUGAAUCAUGAAUAAUCUGUAAAUAUAUGAGACCAAUGCA
Vespula vulgaris is the source of this 7628-nucleotide messenger RNA. Its product is annotated as enolase-phosphatase E1-like. The transcript is spliced from 3 exons. Bases 1432 to 5157 code for a protein of 1241 amino acids. The record is from RefSeq and is a predicted model, not a curated record. Lineage: Eukaryota; Metazoa; Arthropoda; Insecta; Hymenoptera; Vespidae.